Messenger RNA from Nylanderia fulva, 2200 nucleotides. Its product is annotated as sialin. Gene Ontology annotation, molecular function: transmembrane transporter activity. The record is from RefSeq and is a predicted model, not a curated record. Gene Ontology annotation, cellular component: membrane. Lineage: Eukaryota; Metazoa; Arthropoda; Insecta; Hymenoptera; Formicidae. Gene Ontology annotation, biological process: transmembrane transport; monoatomic anion transport.
UAUUUAAAAUUAUGAAUUUUGUGUUAGCAAAAUUACUCUCUUUCAUUUAUUAAGUAUUCCCAAUUAAAAUCUUGCGCAUCCAUUGUGUUCUACAAAUUCUCUGUGAAACAAAUUUGUAUUAGAAGCAGUGUUGAGAAAAUUAUUUUUUCACUGUGCAAAUUUUUGCUAUUCAAAAAAUUAAUAAUAUGUGAUCGCUUCAUUGUCUAAAAGUGUCAGCUAUUUGCAUUAUAUCAUCGUCGUGCCAAAGUCGAGGUCACCUGAAAUAUAUUUGGAGUAGUGGAGAGAUAGUGCGCGAAGAAUCAAACACUGGAAGUGAUAAGAGCGAGAUGUCGCGUAGAUCUCAUUAUUUUUUAGUUCUGUGAGAUGGCAGACUUCGUUAAAAGAGGUAGCGUGCAGUUCGUUAAACAUGGUAGUUGUCAAUUAAAACUCGCUGCUCAAGAGGUUCGAGCGGCUGUACGGGCGCGACAUAUCGUUGCCGCGUUAGUCGCAGUUGGAUUCGCGCUUUGCGGCGCGGUAGAAGUCAGUUCCUCGGUCGCAUUGCUGGCGAAUCAGAAAGACAAUCAUGCCAUCAUCGAUACGUCUUGGCACUGUGAUAUGCUGGUCAAUAUCACCAGCCGUAAUCGCACCGAGGACUUCGAAAUUAUAUUUAUGGAGCUGCCGCAGGAGGAGCGAGCGGAAUCGAACAUGCGCGAGGCGUUCUUAUGGGGACAGGUCGCCGGUCCGAUUCUCGGAGGUUGCUUGGUAUGGGGUCGCUCCGGGCCCUCCAUGGUGUUCUCACGCGCGGUCCUCAGUGCCUGUUUAGUGUCUCUGUUAAUUCCCGCCGCCUGGCGCGGACCGUCGCACGUUGCGCUUCGUUUAGUUCAAGGAUUAUGCACCGGCGCAACCAUGCCUGCUGCUCACAUGCUAGCUAUGACGUGGUUUAAAAGUCAUCACAGAAGCUGGUUCUUCAGUUGUUAUGCGGCUGUUAGCGUAGGUUAUUGCCUCACCGGAUGGCUGGGCACCGCGGUGGUGCGAAUGUUUGGCCGCGAUUCUUUGUGCUACGGUCUGGUUCUUCUGGCACUGUGCUGGUAUUUCGCCUUCGGUCGAUUCGUCAAGGAUUCACCGAGGUCUUAUCAACACGAUACAAACGCGGCUGUGAUACCAUGGGGAAAGCUACUGAGAUCUGUACCCGUCUGGGCGUCCGCGGUGGCGACUAUGGGUAAUCAAUGGGGCGACGCGACUCUCGCUCUUGGCAUGACGAAGUACCUGAAGCUCAUAUAUGGUUUCUCUACAGCUAACGACUCGGUUCUGACCACGUUACCUCACAUCGGUCACUUCAUGGCUGCGCUGACCUGCGGUCUACUGGUGGAUCACGUUCGCGAGUCUAAAAUAGUAUCCACGACCACGGCGAGAAAGUUAGUCGUCUACACAGCGCACUUCAUCCCCGCGGCUCUCCUUUUCGUCGCCGGUUACGCCGGAUGUCAGGCCCUGGGCGCCGCUUGGCUGGGGAUAGCCGCCCUCCUCGUUUCCGGUACCGCACCGGCUGGUGCACUCGCGGCCAUAGCGGAUCUCGCACCUGCGGAAUCGCCGGCGUGCGCCGCGGCCGCGUGCGCUCUCUGCUCCACGUUGGGCGCCGCCGGAUUGCUGGCCGCCAAUUACUUCGUCACCCAGGCUCUUCACGGCUCCAUCGCUGGCUCUUGGCGAUUGGUAUUUGGCGUCGCAUCCGUCGUCUUGUUAACGACCGCUGCGGUUUUUCUCGCGCUCGGCAAAGGCGUUCCGCAACCGUGGAUCCCAUCGGUGCCGAGACCGCGAAGUCACGACGCAAUCUACGAGCAGGACGCCCUCGAGCUCGAUCACGAAGACGUGGGCGUGCAGACCGAGCCUUACGGGCCCUACGCGCUGGAGGAUGACGUCGAGAGUCUAAAGAACGUUCCUCGCUCCGCGUCUAUUCAUUCCAAGAUCUCGGUGACCUCUAAUUGAAUUAGAUGCGAUCGUCCGCGUAGAAAUUCUCUUCGCCAUUUUUUUGCGCGCCUCUUCAUCUUACGCCAAAGAUUUCGUUUUGUCGCUUCGCAUUCUUUUUUUCUAUCGCGAUAGAGAAAAUUGUACAAUAAACGAGAAUUAAUGUAUAUAAGGAUUUAAGAGUAAGAAUAUUAUAUAUUUAUACGAUUAAAACACAUUGUGUCCUCGAAGAAUAAGAUAAUAAAAAGAGAUCUAUCCCAAA